AUGUCAAUCGCUCCUCAAUCUCCAACUUCAAAGCCUCGGUUGAACGUGCACUACUUGGCACCAGGGUUUUCCUUGAUACCUCCCGAAACCGUCGAUGAGUAUCGUCGAAACAAGAGCAACUUGAUCUUCAGCCAUGGUGUCACUAUUGUCAAAAUCUCACUGGAAGUGGUCGUCAAGAUCGGCGCUCAUGUCAACUUUAACGAGGCUAGAAAUAUGAUCUAUAUUGCACAAAAUACAGGGAUCCCCGUGCCUAAAGCCUUGGCAUGUUAUACGUACGGCCCUAUUGAUCGUGACCCUGGUGACCACGGAGGCCUUUACGAUACCUACAUCUUCACGAGUUUGACUGAUGGCAACACACUUGACACGGCAUGGGACAAUUACGAGGUCGCUACUAAAACCCAUAUCUCAACACAGCUUACGGGCUACAUCCAAGAGAUGCGUGAUUUGGCAUGUGAUGGCUAUAUUGGCUCUGUUGAUCAUGGACCCGUUGCUAAUCACUAUCUAUCGACUUCUCUUGAUAAAGGUCCCUUUAAAUCCGAGGAGGAUUUCAAAAAAGAGCGCCAAAACGUCACAUGA
Messenger RNA from Penicillium samsonianum, 576 nucleotides. RefSeq lists its product as uncharacterized. NCBI's taxonomy places the organism in Eukaryota, Fungi, Ascomycota, Eurotiomycetes, Eurotiales, Aspergillaceae. Bases 1 to 576 code for a protein of 191 amino acids. The record is from RefSeq and is a predicted model, not a curated record. The transcript has 2 exons.